Messenger RNA from Stegostoma tigrinum, 1930 nucleotides. It is a transcript of the gene pih1d1, whose product is annotated as PIH1 domain containing 1. Lineage: Eukaryota; Metazoa; Chordata; Chondrichthyes; Orectolobiformes; Stegostomatidae. The coding region runs from base 298 to 1191 and encodes 297 amino acids. Gene Ontology annotation, biological process: rRNA processing; box C/D snoRNP assembly. The transcript is spliced from 11 exons. Gene Ontology annotation, cellular component: cytoplasm; R2TP complex; ribonucleoprotein complex. The record is from RefSeq and is a predicted model, not a curated record.
AAGACACUUCCGCCGGAAGAAGGUCAACGGCGCAUCCUGACGAGGGUUUCCCUUUUAAUGUUUUAGCCCACGACCGCUUAUUUUCACUUUUGUUGUUUAAGAAGUUUAUUUUUCUUUAAACGUUCUUUUCUUCACGUAUUGGUCGCAGGGAAAGGGGAAGUGUGGCGGGUCUUUGAUUUAUUCUAAAGCCCGGACCAUUUGUUCAGGGCGGCUGUUGGUCGUGGAGUGGCUUGAAGGUUGCGCAUAGCAACGCGUCGGAGUAUCAGCAGUCCAGGUACGCUGUCAACAAGUUGAAUCAUGACCACAACAGAUGGAAGCCUACUCUCGACUGAGAUGAACAAUGAAGAUGCACUGUACGAGCAGCUCCUACUGCAGGCUGCAAAGGAGAUGCAGAAUCAACUUCCGACAGCACAGGAAUCCCAGCAGAUCAGACCACAACCAGGCUUCUGUGUGAAGACAAAGACGAAGAUCAACGAGAAGGUUUUCGUCAAUGUUUGUAAGUCUGAUCAAAUUCCACCUCCACCAGAUCUCACUGAGGAUGGCUUGGUCUCCCUGCUGGAAUCAGAUGAUCCUUCUGGAUACAGAAUUCCAAUGAGCCUCGGUGAACCGCAUGCUGAAAUUGACAACAGUGGUAAUGGAUGCACUGCAUAUGACAUAGUCAUCAAUUCAAAAUUUUACAACACAAUUCAGAGCAACAAACUCUUCAUGGAAUUUUUCCUGACUAUCGGCUUUGAGGGGCUGGAAAACAAAUAUAAUUUGGAACUUUCGCGAGAGUGGCGGAUGCUGAAGAACAGGAAAUUUCUGGGAUCCAUAACAGAACAAAACAUCAGAACAAAAUCAAAACCUGUUAUCCAGGAACUGGAAUCCAGCGCUUCAUCUCUGGGAACUUGCAAUAAACCCCUUCUAUCAGAAAUAGAAAGUACCUGUGUGGAGCCAGAAUAUACAAUCGUGGCUGACCCUGCAGAUGAGCACCCCAGCUUUCUUGUAGCAGAAAUCUCCUUGCCAAAAGUGGAUUCAGUAGGAUCAUUACUACUUGACCUUGGAGAAGACCGGAUUGUGUUGUGGGCACGGCCAGACCUUUAUCACUUAGAUGUUUACAUCCCGUAUAACAUUGUUCAGGAGAAAAGUGGCUCUCAAUUCAACAGGAAAACCAAGGUUCUGACCAUAACGAUGCCAGUGCAGCCAGCAUAAGACCCGAAUUGCUUUCAGGAUGAACAUUGUUCGCACAAACUGAAUAACAGGAACUUCUGCUCGUUCCCAGCAUGGCAGGCUGUCAGCACCACAUUUAUGAUGUCACUUUACAUUGACAGCAACUUGAUGUUCACUGACUUUGCCUUUUCUCUUUCUCAUUCAUUAGAAUUGCGCUUAAAGAAAUUGAAGUUCAAUACUGUCUGGUAUCUUGCCCAAGGAUUUUUUUUUGAUAUUUGCUUACUGGAUGAGCAUGUCACUAGCUAGGGCAGCAUUUAUUCAUAACUCAUUGUCCCUCAGCUGUGGUGAGCUAUGGUUCCAAGUUCAAGUGAGCAGCUUACGCAACCUGCUCAGAGGGCACUUAAGAGAUUAGCCAUUGUGCUGUGGAUCUGGAGUCAGAGGCCAUAAUAAGGAAGGAUGUCAUAUUCCCUCCCUUAUGUGAACAGGCAGGUUUUUGCAACAGUCCAUUAGUUUUGUAGUCUCCAUCACUUUCACUAGCUUUUUAUUCCAAGUCCCUAUUUAAUUGAAUCUGCCCAUGGCAGGUUUUGAUUUCUGGAAUAGCCAAAAUUUCUUUUUAAGGCUCAUUCAGGGGUUGGCUAAUAUUUAUGUCUGCCUCCCUGAGAAGGUGAUGGUGAGCCACUACAGUCCACUUAGGUAAACCCAUAACAUUUGGUUAUAUAAUUUAGAUGGUACUGUAUUUCUAAGUCAACACUCUUCAUGUGUGAUAACAAGGUGUAGAGCU